CUGACCAUUACUCACCACUCCGAGACGUGCUCUUGCAGUCGUCGUCGUCACAACAAAAGCAGCUAGCUAGCUCUCAUCGCUAUCGCUAUCACAGCAGCGCGUCUGUGCCACACUACUACUACUACGCCCCUCUUUCCCGGCCCCACCCAUAGCCGCGACAGCAGUAGUCGUAGCGAGCUCCAGCUCCAAAUCUUCUUCUUCUUCUUAGUCCUCCCAUCCCCCACCCCUCAUGUCCCUCGCCAUCCUGUCCCGCCGCGCGCUCCGUGCACCAGCGCUCCGCACGCGCGCGUUCCACAUCUCGGCGGUCCGCGCCAACCCCCACCCCACGCGCCCAGUCGGCCACUCGACGACGGCGACCCAGCCCCACCCCAACCCGCCGUCCAAGUCGUACUCGCCCUCGACGAGCUCAAUCUUCACCCCGCUCGACACGUUCACGCCGCGCCACGUCGGCCCCCGCGAGCGCGAUGUCGAGGACAUGCUCGCCACGCUCGGAUACAAGACGCUCGACGACUUUGUCGCGUCCACCAUCCCCCAGGGCGUCCGCACAAAGGAGUUUGACUCGACCGACAUUGAGCCAUACUCUGAGCUCGAGCUCAGACGCCGCGUCGAGGAGAUUGCCGGCCUGAACAAGCCGCUCAAGAGCUACAUUGGCAUGGGCUACCACAACGCCAUCGUCCCCCCCGUUGUCCAGCGCAACGUCUUCGAGAACCCAGGAUGGUACACCGCCUACACCCCCUACUCGCCCGAGCAGUCGCAGGGCCGUCUCGAGUCGCUCAUCAACUUCCAGACUGUGGCUAUCCAGCUCACUGGUCUCCCCAUCGCCAACGCCUCGCUCCUUGACGAGGCCACCGCCGCCGCCGAGGCCAUGGCCAUGUGCGUCGCUGGUGUCCCCAAGAACAAGUUCUCCAAGGGCAAGAACGUCUUCCUCGUCUCGCCUACCGUUGCGCCCCAGACCAUUGCCGUCCUCGGCACACGUGCCACUGGCUUUGGCGUCGACCUCAAGAUUGCCGAGAGCAACGAGGGCUUCGCUGCCGAGGUUGACAAGCUCGGUGACAAGCUCAUCGGCACCCUUGUUCAGUACCCCGACGUCAACGGUGAGAUUGUCGACUGGUCUGGUGUCGCCCAGAAGGUGAAGGGCCUCGACGCCAAGGUCGUCGUCGCUUCCGACCUCCUCGCCCUUACCAUGCUCAAGCCUCCGGGAGAGUGGGGUGCCGACAUUGUUCUCGGCAACUCGCAGCGCUUUGGUGUUCCUCUCGGCUACGGUGGCCCCCACGCCGCCUUCUUCGCCGUCUCGGACGAGCUCAAGCGCAAGAUGCCCGGCCGUAUCGUCGGUCUCUCCAAGGACACGAGCGGUGCCCCCGCCUACCGUCUUGCCCUCCAGACCCGUGAGCAGCACAUUCGUCGUGAGAAGGCCACCUCGAACGUCUGCACGGCUCAGGCUCUCCUCGCCAACAUGGCUGCCAUGUACGCCGUGUACCACGGCCCCGAGGGCCUCCGCAAGAUUGCCGGCAAGGUCCACGGCCUCACCCGCGUCCUCUCUGAGGCUCUUGGCAAGCUCGGUUUCACCACCGUGAACAAGACCUUCUUCGACACCCUCACGAUUGACGUCUCGACCGCUGGUGUCACUGCUGCCGAUGUCCACAAGGCCUCGGUCGCCGCGGGCAUCAACUUCCGUCACAUUGACGACAAGACGAUUGGUAUCACCCUCGACGAGUCGGUUGGCCCUCUCGACCUUACCGACAUUGCCAACGUCUUCUACCGCGUCAAGGGCCAGGCCGAGAUUGAGCCUGCCGUCCUCGACGAGCUCUCGCGCGGCCUCUCGCUCAACGCCGAGGCCGCCUCGACCCUCCCCAUUGCCGGCAACCUCGCCCGUACCACCCCCUUCCUCACCCAGCCCGUCUUCAACAAGCACCACUCCGAGUCGGACAUGCUCCGCUACAUGAUGCACCUCCAGCAGAAGGACUACUCGCUCGUCCACGGCAUGAUCCCUCUCGGCUCGUGCACCAUGAAGCUCAACUCGACCAGCUCGAUGGUCCCUCUGUCGUGGAAGGAGUUUGGCGGCGUCCACCCCUUCGCCCCCGUCGACCAGGCCGAGGGUUACGCCACCAUGCUCAACGAGCUUGAGCGUGACCUUUCGCUCGUCACUGGCUACGACGCCACCUCGGUUCAGCCCAACUCGGGUGCCUCGGGCGAGUACGCCGGUCUCAAGGUCAUCCAGGCCUACCACGAGUCCAACGGCCAGGGCCACCGUGACGUCUGUCUCAUCCCCCUCUCGGCCCACGGCACCAACCCCGCCUCGGCUGCCAUGAUCGGCUACAAGGUCGUCCCCGUCAAGGCCCUCGACGACGGCUCGCUCGACCUUGCCGACCUCAAGGCCAAGGCCGAGAAGCACAAGGACAACCUUGCCGCCUUCAUGGUCACCUACCCCUCGACUUUCGGUGUCUUCGAGGAGGGCAUCGAGGAGGCCAACAAGAUUGUCCACGACAACGGUGGCCAGGUCUACGUUGACGGCGCCAACUGCAACGCCCUCAUCGGUCUCACCUCGCCCGGCCACGUUGGUGGUGACGUCUCGCACACCAACCUCCACAAGACCUUCUCCAUCCCCCACGGUGGCGGUGGACCCGGUGUUGGCCCCAUCUCGGUCAAGAAGCACCUCGCUCCCUUCCUCCCCGGCCACCCUCUCGUCAAGACUGGUGGUGAGAAGGCCGUUACGGCCGUCUCGGCCGCUCCCUUCGGCUCGGCCUCGAUCAACCUCAUCUCGUGGGCUUACAUCAAGAUGCUCGGCGGUGUCGGUCUCACCGACUCGUCCAAGAUUGCGCUCCUCAACGCCAACUACAUUGCUGAGCGUCUCCGCCCCUACUACAACAUCCGUUUCCACAACAAGAACGGCCGUGUUGCCCACGAGCUCCUGAUUGACCUUGCCGAGUUUGAGAAGACUGCCGGCCUCCGCGUCCCCGACUUCUCCAAGCGUCUCCAGGACUACUCGUUCCACCCCCCUACCGCUCAGUGGCCCAUCUCGACUUGCUGGCUCAUUGAGCCCACCGAGUCGGAGCCCAAGCACGAGCUCGACCGCUUCAUCAACGCCCUCAUCGAGAUCCGCAAGGAGGCCGACGAGAUUGUUGCCGGCAAGCAGUCCAAGGAGGACAACGUCUUCAAGAACGCUCCCCACCCGCUCUCGGUCAUCACCGCCGGCGAGUGGAACAAGCCCUACUCGCGUGAGAAGGCCGCCUUCCCCGUCGCCUCGCUCAAGGCGUCCAAGUUCUGGCCCACUGUCGGCCGUGUCGACGACGCCGCCGGUGACCUCAACCUCAUCUGCGAGUGUGGUUCGGUCGACGACUACGCUUAAGCGUGGUACAUGCGUCUUUUUUUCGGUUUCAUUUCCCCCCGUGGCCUGGCGAGCGAGGAAGAGCUCCUCGCCGCCGUGUAGAGUCGGCAUUUUAAUCAUCGGAAUACCCAGUGUUCGUUCAACACAUACCCCUUGUCAUUUGUGCAUCGUGCAGAGCUCAACCCUGCCUCAUCAAAUAGUGUUAUAACAUCAGAAAUCAAUGCAGUCG
This is a messenger RNA of Vanrija pseudolonga, 3554 nucleotides long. It is a transcript of the gene gcv2, whose product is annotated as Putative glycine dehydrogenase (decarboxylating), mitochondrial. The record is from RefSeq and is a predicted model, not a curated record. NCBI's taxonomy places the organism in Eukaryota, Fungi, Basidiomycota, Tremellomycetes, Trichosporonales, Trichosporonaceae. Gene Ontology annotation, cellular component: glycine cleavage complex; mitochondrion. The transcript is spliced from 2 exons. Gene Ontology annotation, molecular function: glycine binding; glycine dehydrogenase (decarboxylating) activity; pyridoxal phosphate binding. Gene Ontology annotation, biological process: glycine decarboxylation via glycine cleavage system. Bases 230 to 3346 code for a protein of 1038 amino acids.